AAACGUUUCAACUGGUGAAAUGUGCACCCAACGGUACACAACCUCGACCAAACUUCUGGGUCAAGUUGAAGACCACCGAAAGCAAUGGGUUGAGUCAAUGUCUUCCGGGGCUCAGUUUUCCUCUGAGUCGGCAUCAAUGGGCAGCUGUUGAGUUAUCAUGUCGUGUAGCCAGUAUGCAAGAGUGUUGCUAAUCCUGGUUUCCGUCUGGGCUAUCGUUGGAGAGAAGCAGAUUUGUGAAUAUCGUUGCAAUUUAGCCGACUGUGUCAACAACGAGGUGUGGCAUGAAGUCGAAAUGGACGGCCCCAAUGGGGAUAAGAUUGUGCUCCAGCAGACCCUGAGACAACGGCCCCGAGAGAAAUUGGUCGGAUCAAUGUUUCCCGGUUUGGUACGGUCGAACAUGUUCCGAAAAUUUCUGGACGCCUUCGUAACGAUGGGUGAGCGAAGGCGGGCAGAGCAGCAGUAUCGGAACGAUGUUGCUCGACAACGGGUCGAGCAGAUUCAGCAGCGACACCGAAUGGGCCGGGUGGCAGUAGCUGAGAAGCGAUCUCAGCGAGCGGUCCGCGAACGGCCGGUUCCGAAUCUUGCUAGGGCGAAUAAACGCUCGGAGCGUCGGGGCCAACGUAAUGCGCCGCGUAGAAGCCAGAGCAAUAACCCGCGUAGGGGUCAACGUAGGGGAAGAGUACCAGCUGAAUGA
Aedes aegypti (yellow fever mosquito) is the source of this 694-nucleotide messenger RNA. RefSeq lists its product as uncharacterized. The transcript has 2 exons. Bases 158 to 694 code for a protein of 178 amino acids. NCBI's taxonomy places the organism in Eukaryota, Metazoa, Arthropoda, Insecta, Diptera, Culicidae. The record is from RefSeq and is a predicted model, not a curated record.